AUUCUAUGCCUUCAUCAUCGAUCUUUCCUUUGUGCUGACUUUCAUUAGUUUUGAAUAAAAUAAAAUUUAAGUGAACCAAGAGGUUCUACAAUCUGGACGCUAAAGCCCCUUGGUUAUCAAAAGUGGAAAAACAAAAAGAAUAUAAAGAAGAAAAAAGAUUCCAACUUCUCUGCUUUCAUUCCCAUGGCGUCUCCCAAUAGCUCUCUGAAAAUACUUGAGGUCUGCAAAGUCGCUCCGCCACCAUCUUCACAUAAGUCCUCUUUCCCUCUCACCUUCUUCGACUUGCUUUGGCUUAGACUUCAUCCUGUUGAGCGUCUCUUCUUCUUCCCUGUUCCUCACUUAAACUCUUCUUCCUUCUUCCAUUCCAUCGUCCCAAAGCUCAAACGCUCCCUCUCUCUCGUUCUCUAUCACUUUCUUCCUCUCGCCGGUAACAUCGUCUGGCCCUCCGAUGACUCACUCAAACCCAUCGCCCAAUACUCUCCCGGCGACGCAGUCUCUCUCACCAUAGCAGUGUCUGAUUCUGACAUGACCAAUCUCAUUGAUAACUCUCCUCGUGAGGCCGUGCAGUGUCGUCCUUUCAUACCGAAUUUAGAGUCACGUGAUUCAUCUGCUUCGGCUCUUUCACUGCAAAUCACUCUGUUUCCCAACAGUGGAUUUUGCAUAGGCAUGAGCUCACACCAUGCCUGUUUGGAUGGAAAAUCUUCAUCUAUGUUCAUCAAGGCCUGGGCUUAUCUAUGUCGAAUGACAGAAGCUGAUGAUGCAGAAAGUGAAUCUUCUUCUUCUGGUUUGCUUCCUCCAGAACUACAACCAUUCUUAGACAGGGAAGUUAUCCUCGAUCCACGUGGCCUUGCAGUCGCAUACAUUAAUGGAUGGUCAGGUUUAGAUCCCACUGGUCAGACUCAGAAGAACCGGCCAAGCUUGAAGAUUCUGUCCGACAUGUUCCCACUGAUAGUGGAUGACUCGGCUCGAGCCAUAUUCGAGCUGAAACGAGGAGAUCUAAACAAGAUAAAGGAAAGAGUGUUGCAGAAGUGGGAGAUCAAUCACAAGGCGACAGAAGAAGAAAGAGAAGACUCAUCAUCAUCACUUUCAAAGCCUCCAACUUUAUCAGCCUUUGUACUUACAGCAUCUUAUGUUCUGGUCUGCAUUGCAAAAGCCAUUGAAAGAACUUGCGAGAACAAGACAAGGAAACUGUUAUUCUGUUUCCCAGCUGAUUGUAGGUCAAGGUUAGAGCCUCCAAUUCCUGAAAACUAUUUUGGAAAUUGCGUGAUGCCCAACAUAAUAGAAACACGAGAGGAAGACUUCACCGACGACGGUGAUGGGGUGGUCAUCGUUGCCAAGAAAAUACACACAAAGAUCAGGAAAAUACAGAGAGAGAGAGGAGCGCUUGAAGGAGCAGAGACACUGUUUUGUAGGUAUUCUUUGGAAUCUGGGGAAGAAAUUGAAAUUCAGUACAUAGCAGUGGCCGGGUCGAACCGGUUUGGGGUUUAUGAGACUGACUUUGGGUGGGGAAGGCCUGAGAAAGUGGAGAUAACUUCGGUGGACAAGAAUAUAACAAUGGCCUUGGCAGAGAGUAAAGAUGGUAAUGGAGGUGUUGAAGUUGGACUCGUUUUGAAGAAGAAUGUGAUGGAUCGAUUUGCUUCCUUGUUUCAAACAGAGAUGGAGUCUAUCUGAUCUCUGUUAUAGGAUGAGAUUUGCAGAGAGACUGAUCAAGAAAGAAGUGGAUUAUAAACCCUGAAUCAUCCGUUAGCCGAAACCAUAGAGAAGAAGAUUAGUGAUUAUUUAAUUUGAUAAUUCUGAAGAUUUCAAUCAUGUUAUAUCAAAUUUAACUCUGGGCAAUGUAAUUGGGGGAAAAAACGGAAAAAACAAAAGAAAUUUAGAAAAGCUAACGUAAUUUGGGUAACGCAUUAGAAUUUGCCCUGUAGGGGGUUGAAUUUACUUCAGAGCUUAACGUGGGUCUAAGUGUUGUGGCUUCGCUUUAUGUCAAUUUCAUGAUUCACGUAACAAUAAAAUAAAAAUAGGUUCUUCCGUGAAUUCCAAGUGAUGGGAUGGGAUCAACUAAA
Messenger RNA from Prosopis cineraria, 2060 nucleotides. RefSeq names its product malonyl-CoA:anthocyanidin 5-O-glucoside-6''-O-malonyltransferase-like. The transcript has a single exon. The record is from RefSeq and is a predicted model, not a curated record. Bases 184 to 1671 code for a protein of 495 amino acids. Lineage: Eukaryota; Viridiplantae; Streptophyta; Magnoliopsida; Fabales; Fabaceae.